Molecule: messenger RNA, 423 nt
Organism: Sphaerulina musiva SO2202
Lineage: Eukaryota; Fungi; Ascomycota; Dothideomycetes; Mycosphaerellales; Mycosphaerellaceae
Exons: 3
Coding region: 1-423 (140 amino acids)
Source: RefSeq, a predicted model, not a curated record
AUGCAGCAACCCAUUGCUCUCGCUGCUGCCUUCUUCGCAGUCGGCGGUAUGGCUCAGUGGUCUUAUACAGACUGUUCGCAGCUUCUGGGUGGCUCUGGCUAUGUCUGCAGCCCCGACUACUCCACAGUCUCCUACUGCCAACCCGGCCUAGAACCCGAGGUCGUCGACUCCCAAUACUGCGACUACGGCGACUGUUGGGCAGAUCAAUUCAAUGGCUUCUGCACAUAUGAAAUCUCGAAGAAGAAUCAGGCUCGUGGUCCGACGGAUUGUACGCAGGUGAAUCCGGAGGGAGGUUAUGUUUGUAGUGAGGAUUAUACGACUUUGUACCAAUGCUCUGGUAGCGUAAAGGCGGUUGCGGAUAUUUGUGAUGACCCUACUUGCUUUGCUUCGACUACUGGUGAUCAGGGAAUGUGUAUUCGUUAA